AUGCCCGACGACGUCGUGGAGGGUUACCGUAGACGGAAGUCGAGAUGGCGGAAUCCGUGGUCGUUGUCCUUGCUGACGUUGGGCACUACGGUGCUUGCGGCCAUGGCGCUCUUCGGCAUCGUCCAGUCGUUCUUCACGCGCCAAUUGGACCCCAAAGGCUGCUUGAUGUCGCGCAUGUGGGCGGCUUUUGUCCAGUACCACGACUUUGACACCGAACACACCCGAUUCGCCAGUAAAUACUCGCUAUAUUUGUACAGGGAGGGAGGCAUCGAUGAGGAUACACGGGUCAAAGGCGUCCCCGUCCUGUUCAUUCCCGGCAACGCUGGAAGCUACAAGCAGGUCCGCUCGCUGGCCGCCGAGGCUGCAUACCACUAUCACGACUUCAUUCAAACCGACCCUGAUGCGCUCGCUGGCGGAAAGAGAGCCCUGGACUUCUUCUCGGUCGACUUUAACGAGGACAUCACGGCGUUUCACGGCCAGACGCUGCUCGACCAGGCCGAAUACCUGAACGAUGCAGUGGCCUACAUUCUCUCUCUUUAUCAUAACCCGCACCGCUCGAUAAGGAGCCCAGAUCUGCCUGAUCCGAGCUCUGUUAUCAUAGUCGGACAUUCGAUGGGCGGUAUCGUUGCGCGCACGAUGCUCACGAUGCCAAAUUACCAGGCCAACUCUAUCAACACCAUUAUCACCUUGUCCGCACCGCACGCACGACCGCCCGUCUCGUUCGACUCCGACAUCGUUUCCACAUACAAGAACAUCAACCAGUACUGGAGACACGCUUACUCGCAGAAAUGGGCGAAUGACAACCCUCUUUGGCACGUGACACUGAUCUCAAUUGCUGGAGGCGGGCUGGAUACGGUUGUCCCGUCGGAUUAUGCGAGCAUCUCCUCUUUGGUCCCAGAGACACAUGGAUUUACCGUCUUUACUGCCUCAAUGCCGCAUGUUUGGACUGGAAUGGACCAUUUGGCAAUUACAUGGUGUGACCAGCUCCGCAAGAGUGUCAUACGUGCCGUGUAUGAUGUGGUAGAUGUGUCUCGUCCAAUGCAGACCGUUCCUCGGGCGGAGCGGAUGCGCGCAUUCAAAAAAUGGUUUUUGACUGGAUUGGAAGAUGUCACCGAAAAGACACUGUCCCACACGGAACCGAAAACCCUGCUCACACUGGAAGACAACUCGAAUUCGAUCAUCCCGCAAGGCGAGAAGCUGGUCUUGAAGUCAUUUGGCCAAUUGAAGAAACCCAGAGCGCAUCUUAUGCCAGUUCCUCCUCAAGGUGCGCCUGAAGGGAGAAAAUUCACGCUUUUGACAGAUCAAAAGGUUGAUGCAUCUGGCGAGAACGGCAAGCUUGAAGUGUUAUUCUGCAGCGUGUUUCCUUUGCAGGCCGGGCACUCAGCGGCCAUUUUUUCGAUGGACAUGGACCUUUCUGGCGACAGUUCCGGCUCCACGCGCCUCGCAUGCAAGAACGCGGCAAGCGACGUAAUCAGCCUUCCAGCUUCCACCAAGAACUCCCAAUAUGCGUUCGACGACGCCCAGCCAUUUUCGUACCUUCAAUACGAUCUGGAAGACCUUGCGGACCAUCAGUUCGUCGCUGUAGUCGACAAAGCGGUGGAUCACUCAAAAGGAUGGGUUAUUGCGGAAUUCAGCAGUCGUUCCCAGUCUAUGAUUCAGGCGGACGCUAGCCUCCGGCAAUUGCUGAACCGUGGCCUUCACUUGAAACUUCCGGCAAAGCGGCCCAUGGUGACCGAGGUCAAGGUACCGGCACUGCAUUCGAGCUUGUUGGCGUACAAGCUUCGCAUUGACAAAAAGUCCUGUGGUGACAACCAAGAGCUUUUUGCUCCGUUGCUGCGCCAAUAUAUUCAGGAGAUUUAUGAGUCUAAAUUUUACCCCAAUGCCAAGGAGACGGACAUCAAUCUGCAUGGCGUCGCGCCGUACAUGCCUCCGCCUUUCAAACGGAACAGCCCAUCGGAUGCCAUGAACGGCCUAUCGCUACAGCUUUGGACGGAUUCGACUUGCGAAUCGAGCAUGGAUAUCCAUCUGGAUGUCGAUAUAUUCGGCAGCAUGGGAAAGCUUUGGAUGCGGUAUCGCACUGUUUUUGCGACCUUCCCGUUGGUUGCAGUAGCAUUGAUCUUGAGGAAACAGUUCAAGGUGUACGAUGAGACGGGUAUCUUUAUGAGCUUCGCCGAAAGCACAAACCAGUGCUUGCAAUCUUCUCUCCCCGUGCUUUUUGUUGCGCUGACCUUCUGCGGCUUAUCUUUGGCAAACUCGAGCCAGGCGUCGUCGCACGGACCGUCGCAUUGGUUCCCGUUCAGGUAUAGCAAUGCGACAGAGUCCAUCUUCGACUACUCGAAGAACGACUUGCUACUAGGCUCGCAGGACCCCUUCUUCUGGUUCCUGGUGCCGCUGUUCGGUUUAAUCUGUACCGGCAUCGCCAUCGCCAUGAAUUACGUCUGUCUUUGCAUUAUACACAUCUUCGCGGCGGUAUAUGGCCGUGUGCGACCCAUGGUCUGCCUUGGAUGUAGCGACGGAAGGCGCUCUCCCGCAGCAUUCGCAGUGACAUCAACAAGGCAGCGAGUCAUUACGACUAGCGUGCUGCUCCUGAUGAUCUUGACUGUCAUUCCAUACCACUUUGCGUACAUGGUGCUCUGCGUAGUGCAGAUCGCCACGUGCACCCGCGCGCUCAGGUUUGCUCGCGAAACGCGCUCCGAGGCCAACUACAAUUUCUACAACUACACGCACACGAUCUUGAUCCUCAUGAUCUGGAUCCUACCUAUCAACAUCCCCGUUCUAGUUGUGUGGAUCAGGAACCUCGCUGUCCACUGGCUUACACCCUUUUCCUCACAUCACAAUAUCCUCGCCAUCAUGCCCUUUAUCCUCCUAGUAGAGACCCUCAGCACCGGAAGGAUGGUUCCGCGUGUUACUACUAGUAUCCGUUAUUUUACCAACGUCCUCUUCUUUAGCCUCUCCGUCUACGCCGCCAUCUAUGGCGUCACCUACGCCUACCUGUUGCACCACCUCGCCAACAUCCUGUGCGCCUGGCUUGUCGCCAUCCACCUCUCGACGACGUCCUUCUCGGUCACAGGCCUCAGCCGCAUCCUCGACCCCAACGGCGAGCUGGGCGGCCAUGUCAAGAAACGGCCGUAA
Molecule: messenger RNA, 3132 nt
Organism: Aplosporella prunicola CBS 121167
Lineage: Eukaryota; Fungi; Ascomycota; Dothideomycetes; Botryosphaeriales; Aplosporellaceae
Exons: 6
Coding region: 1-3132 (1043 amino acids)
Biological process (GO): endoplasmic reticulum to Golgi vesicle-mediated transport; GPI anchor metabolic process
Cellular component (GO): endoplasmic reticulum
Molecular function (GO): phosphatidylinositol deacylase activity
Source: RefSeq, a predicted model, not a curated record